AUGAAAAAUAUUACGUUCUUAGUUUCCUUUCUAAUUUUUUUAAGAAGCAUAAAUGCUAAUAUUAGCAUAACCAAUUUUACUUAUACAAAUCAGAAAGGUGAUAUAAAAGUAGAGUUCUUUCAAACUGACUAUAUAGCCAUAUUCAAGCUUCCUUUUGGAGGCAGCCAUGAACAAAUUUUUGAAAUAAGUGAUGAUUAUAUUAUUACAAAUGACAAAGAAACAAAUAAUUGUAACAUACCAAAUAACAAUUUCGGUUUUGUGUAUAGCAAGUCAAAUUCUCAAAAUAAGUUUUUGAUUGUACAAAGGGAAUAUACAACAAUAUACAUAAAGGAUAAAAAUAAUAAUUGUUCCCUCAUUUCAAAGGUAGAACCAUCAUUAUAUUCAUUCCAAACUAUAGAAUAUAAAAAGGAAAAGAUAAAAUUAGGGACUACAACCAAAUGUGACGAGAAAAUGGUGGAAAAAUUAAAAAUAUAUAUAGAUCUUUUAAACGAUAUGAAUCUUUCAGAAGAUAAGGUAUGUAACCAAAUAAUAGCAUCCUCCUUUAUACAAAAUAUAGAGAUAAUAGACUGUACAGUAUAUAUUGGAAGUAUUUUCCUACGUAAUAAUUUGAAUAGGGAAGAAUAUUAUAUUUGUAUAAAAAAAGAGGAUAAUAAUAAUAAAAUGAAGAAUAAUAUAUCACUUCUUAUUAACACCAUUGAUCUAAAUAAUACACUUAUAAUGAAUACAUUUUAUUGUAAUAUGGAAAGGGAUAUUUGUUCAAUUAUAAUUAAUUCAAUUUAUUUUAAUAAUAUCCCUAAUAUAACAGAUGAUACUUUAGUUUUGAAAGCUCAGUGUAAUAUUGAUAGCAACCCUUUAAUAAAUAUUGAUCAUGUUUUAAGAGAAGGGUAUUAUACUUUUCAUUUUAGAAAUCCUAAGAUAUAUUUUUUACAAAUAUGUAUUAUAGAUAAUUUGAAAAAAUAUAGAAUGCUAGGUAAAAUAUAUUUUUUAAAAGCAUAUGAACCAAUCAUAUGUUUUAUUGGCACACCAUGUGUUAUUAAGUCUUUUACAGUCAAAGAAAAUGUACAGUAUGUUCAAAAUAAUAUUGAUAAUGAAACGUUUAUAUUUACAAAUAAAAAAUGUGACAAUGAAAAUGUAAAUGAAAAUAUGAAUAUGAUAGAAACUGAUUAUGAUAUGAAAGAGCUAGAAAAUCAUCAACAUUUCUAUCUUUUUAGUAAAAAUCCUUUAACAGAUGAAAAAUAUUUAUGUACCUCAAAUAAUAAGAAAUUUUUAUUGUUAUUUAACAUAGUCUUAAUUAAAUUACCAGAAUAUAAUAUACAUUAUAGUAUUAUAAAUAAUGUAGUUAUUAAUUAUUCGACCCUUUUUUUUGAAUAUAAUAAUUAUUUAGGACCAUAUGUAAAAUAUGAAUGCUCAGAUAAAUCGAUAGUUCCAGAUGAAUAUAACAAUUUUAAUAAUAAUAAAGAUAAUAAUUUUUUAUUAAAGAAUGAAGAAUUAAAUUUCACAAUAAAAUUCAAGGCUAUUAUUAUGAGAUUAUGUCUGAAACAAAAUAAUUAUUAUUAUGAUAUUGGAAAAAUAUAUAUUGAAAAUUUUAUAAAUUAUAAAAAAAUUUCUUCUUUAAAGGAUUUUAUAUUUAAUGCUGAUGUCUCAUUACAUGCUGAUGAUAUAAAUACCAAACUUUUAAAAUUUGCAAUAAAAGAAGAUCAUAACUGUCAUUCCGAUCAAGGAUUUUUUGUUCAAUCUAAAGAUAAUUUCCGUGCAGACAAAAAACCAUUUUACAAAAAUAUAUUUAUUAAUCAUACAACAGUAUAUGAAUCAAUAAACCAAAUUAUUUUAGAUAAAGAUAUAUAUUAUAUAUGUAUGUGUUCACUACAUGAAAAAUGUUAUGAUAAUAAUAAUCUUAUAGAUUAUAAUGUUUAUACAAAUAUUAGUAUACAAAAUGAAAUCCAACCUUUACAAAAUAAAAAAAAAUUUAUAUGCAAAAUUUUUGCAGAUUGUUCUUUUACCAUCAAUUUUGAAAAUGAAUAUAAUAAUACAUCAGAUAUAUGGGUAGCCAAAAAAGGACAAUCUUGUAAUUCCAAAGAUAUACAAGUAGGUAUUCAUGUUAGUCAUCAAAAUGUCAAAGAAAUAAAUAAAGAAAAGAUAAAUGUAACAAAAGUCAAUUUCAAAAUUUAUUAUUUGAUUAGCCAUAUACAUUAUUCAUAUUUAUUUAAUAAAGAUAUUUUUAUCUGUGGAAAUUAUCGAAAUCAACAUUUUAUUGUUCAUAUCAAAAGCGAUUUCUUCUUAUUAUACUAUGCCCUUCCAUUUGAAGAAGAAAUUAACAUAAAAAAUGUUACACAAACUAAUGUAGCUACUAAUACAUAUGAAGCACAAGAAAAAAAUAUAAAUAUACAAAGUUUUGAAAAUGUUAAACAAAAAUUUAAACGUUUAUUUAUUUAUUCAUACCGUGAUGAUGCUAAAAGCAAUUUAUAUAAAACCAUGAACAUUAAUCAAGAUGAAAACCAAAUUUCCAAUACCAUCAAAUUUGAAAUUCCAAAUGAUCAUCCAACAAAAUAUAAUGAAAUAUAUUUUAUUAACGAAUGUCAUUAUGAUCAAGGUGUCAUAAUAUAUGAUCACAAAAGAGAAUCAAACAAUAUUGCCAUUAAUAAUGAUAAUAAUAAUAAUAAUAAUAAUCAUAUAAUUAAAAGUAAAGAACUUUACUGGGCAAGGAAAAAACGAAUAUAUAAUAAAAAAUUAAAGAAAAAAGAGAACAAAAAUGAAAUUAUUAAUAUAUAUAAUUGCUCAAAUGAAAUAAUGAAUAACCAUACAUUAACAUCAAUCCUUAUAUUUGAUGGACCAUUAAAACCUUUAGACAUUUAUUGUUAUAUGGAACUUGAUUGUAUUCAUAAAGAAAAUUUUUCAAUAUUAAAUUUUGAUUAUUCAUUAUUUGUUGAAAUAUCAGAUACCCAAAGAAUUAUUAUACAUAUUAAAGAAUCAGAAGGAAAUAAUAAAGAAAAAUUAAAUAAAGCUGAAAAAAUAUAUUUUAAUGAUUCUAAAAGAACUACAGAACUCAUUUUAAGUAUUCCUAAACAUAUUUCAAAAGGAUUGGAACCAGGGCCUUAUAAAAUUAUAUAUACCAGAAAAUUCAAACAAUUUAUUCAUGAAUUAUAUGUAGGAACAUUUCAUUUUAUUGGUGCCCCAUCACAAAAAUAUCAUCUUAUAAGAGAAAAUGAAGAAAAUAUUAUUAUUCAUGGAUAUUUUAAAAAUAUUGAAAAUGAAAGAAUACAUAUUUUAAAACAUCAAAAUACUUGUGUUUUAACAAACAAAGAUAAAAAUAAGAAAUUAUUAAAAUCAAGUGAAAUCGAAUAUAUUUUAAAUGAAAUUAAAACUAAUAUUCAAAAUUGUACAUAUUUAGAUGAUACCAAAUUAUUAUGUAAAAAUGAUUUACCAGUAGAAGGGAAAUUUAUUCUAUGUUGGUGUUAUAAUAUAUUAAAUGAUCAAAAUAAUCUAUGCCAUAAUUUAAAUAUUUAUAGACCUAAAAUUACAGAAGUUUCGUCUUUGUUAUAUUCAAUAGAUCCAAUAUUAGAAAUAUCAAAAUCUUCUCUUACAAACUUUUUAAAUUAUAAUAUUGGAGAUUUCUUUUUUAUAAUUGAUGAUGAUUGUAAAAAUAUCAAAAAUAUUAAAUUAAAAUCUAAAUUAAACGAUGAACAAAAUAUUCUAGAUAUCUAUAAACAUUUACAAUAUCCAAAAAAAUAUGAUCUAUGUAUUUGUAUUGUUCAACAUAAUAUUCCAUGUGAUAAGGAAGAAAAUUUUAAAAAUUUUUAUAUCAAAUUAAACGAACAAAUUUAUUUUACAAUGGAAAUGGGUAGCAUAGAUGAAUUCAAUAAUAAGGAUAAAUUUAUAAAAGAUUUUACCUUUUCUACGGAUUAUUUAGAUCAAUUAAAAUUGAAUAUUGUCCCUGUCUUUGUUUUUUUACCUGGGCCCGUCGAAUAUAAGGAAUAUGUUUGCUUUGCUGGAAUACCAUGUAACGCAACAAUCAAAAUAAAAAGAUCUGCACAAACAAGAUUAAUCACAGGCAACAAGCAAAUUAUUGGUGAGAAAAAAGAUGUGGCCAAUCCUUAUACGGGUUCUUAUGGGAAUAGAAAUAAAGCAAAUAUAAAAAAAGGAGAAGAGAAAAAGGAACAAAAAAGGAACGAUAAAAAGGAAGGUGAAAUAGGAUAUAAAAAGGAAGGUGAAAUAGGAUAUAAAAAGGAAGGUGAAAUAGGACAUAAAAAGGAAGAUGAAUUAGGAGAUAAAAAGGAAGAUAAUAAUGAAGAUCAAAAUCAAGAUAAUAAGCAAGAUAAAAUAGAAAACAUGAAUAAAGAUAUCAAUAAGGACAAAGAAAUAAAAACCAAAGAAACUAAUAUUGAAGAAGAAGAAGAGGUGGAAGAAGAAGAGGUGGAAGAAGAAGAAGAAGAAGAGGAAGAAGAAGAAGAAGAAGAAGAAAAAGAAGAAAAAGAAGAAGAAGAAGAACAAGAAGAACAAUUUGAUCAUAAUGAACAUGAAGUUAAAGGUGCAGAUAAAAAUAAAGAUAAAAAUUUUAACCAAAAUAAAGGAGAAUCACAAAACGUGAAUCCAAACACACAACAAAAUCAAUAUGAUGAACAAAUUAUUUCAGAAGAAGAACAAGAUAAUAUUGAAAACUCACUGUUAGGAAAACAUCAAUACAUAUAUUACACAUUAAAUGAUACAAAAGAAUGUAAGAAUGAGUAUGAAACCGUUUAUAAAAGUAAUGCAUCUAGCAUAUAUGUUUCACAAGAAAUAAAUUAUUUACAUCAUGAAUUUAUAGAUGGAGUUUAUAAUUUAAAAAUUGAUAUAGUACCUACAGAUAUAACUAAACGCUAUGAAAUUUGUGCAUCAUUCUAUGAAGAUGAUAAAUAUUUUUAUAAUAUUGGAAAUAUUAUAUUUUAUGGAAUAUUUAAUGAAUCUAAUACUUUAGAUAUAAUUUCUGGUGUUCCAUUUAGCUUUGAAAUAAAUCAGUUCUAUUCGAAGUAUGAUUUAUUCAUUCGUUUGAUUUAUGAAAAACAUGGAGAUUCUAAAACAUGUAGAUUAUAUAAUAACAAUUUUGAAAAUGUGUUUUUAGAAGGUACCAUAGAACGCACAAUAGUUCAACAUGACAAGAAAGUGUUAGACAAUUAUAUAACUAAUUAUAAAUGGAAAGAUGUAACAAUCAUUUUAGAUACAGAUAAUAAUAAUUAUAUGACAUCAUAUCAAAAUGUAGAUGGUUCUUAUAAUUUAUAUGUAUGCUCCUGUUAUGAAUUAACUGAAGGACAUUGUCAAUCAGGUAACUAUUUUUCAACACAAGUCAUGAAAUUUUAUGUACAUACGGUUGAAUUAAAAGAACCGAAAAUGAAUUCAUUAAUGCAUUUCUUAAAACCUUUUACACUCAAAUUAGAAACUACCAAAAUAUUAAAUGGAUCGAUUAAGGUUAUACCUAUUGAUAUAAUAUCAGAUUUAAGUAAAUUAUGUUUAGAAUUAAAUUUAAAAAAUAUAUAUUUAAAAUAUCAAGCUGAAAUUAAUGAAUAUGAACAAACAUAUAAUAUAACUAUUAAUUUCCUUUCUCAAGGUUUUAUUAUAUGUUGGUGUGGAAAGGAUAAUUGUAAAGAUCAUGAAUAUUUAACCAAAGUUGCUUUUUUCAGACUGAACAGUCCAAAUUUUAUAGAUGUACACACAGAUUUGAACGGAAACUUUUCUUUUCAUUUCUUAAAUCAGUUUGUAAAUAUAAAUGAUAGAGUAAGAUUUGUCGGACAAGCCUCUUCUUGUUUGGAUGAUGAAAACGUGGAUUUAUUUAAUAAUCACAUUGUAAUAAAAAACGUGCAAAAUAAAAAAGGAAAAACGUCCAAUGGUGGUAAUACAAAAAAGGAACAACAAAAAAAUAACAAUAAAAUUAACAGUAAUAAUAAUGAAGAGGACGAGAACGACAACGAGAACAAGAAUGAGAGAAAGGAUGAGGAUGAUAAUUAUGAGAGCUACAGCAUCGAUUGGGAACAAAUCAUCGAAAUAUUUGGAAAACCAAGAAAUAUUUUUAAAGGCAUAAACCAAAACUGGACUUGGGUUUCUGAAAAUUACAAAAUGAAAACUUCAAAUGAAAAGUACAUAAAAAUAUGUUAUUGCUUCCAUUUUUAUUAUAAAAAUUGUAAAGAUACUAAAAAUUUUCUAUAUAUAGGAUUAGUACAUAAUCACAUUUGGGAUAGCAAAACAACAAUUAUGCAGAAUGAAUUGGACACAAAUUAUGAAAUAAGUAAUAUGAUAUAUUUUAACAAAGAUUCUAUUAAAUUUGUUGCAAUUAACUCAUUUAAUGAUUUGAAUAGAAAUGUUUGUGAUAAUAUAAAUUAUGAAAAAAAUAUUAUUAUGCCUUUUUUUUCUGGAUAUAAUAAGUUUCAUAAUACGACGAUUAAUCAGAAGAAUAUAUUAAAUAUACUUAAGACAUAUUAUCAUAAUGAAUUUAUUUUUAUAUUAUGUUAUAAUACUGAAUAUUAUAAGAAGAAAACAAAUUACUUAUUAACAACAAAGGAUAUGACUGAGUUAAAUGAUUUUACAACAUAUUAUAAUGAAGAAAUAAAUACAUAUAAUAUAAUACAAUCAAGUUUUUCAUAUCAUUCGGAUAUAAAGGAUAUCUCAACAACAAAUGAAAACAUUGAAAAAUAUGAACACAUGCAAUUAUUAUUACAAAAUAGAGGGAACACACCAAACAUAUUUGAGAAUUAUUUUUAUCAAAAAGAUGUAUAUAAAAAGAAUAAUAUGAGUAUAUAUAAUAUGAAUUUAUAUAAUAUGAGUCCAUAUGUAGUUUAUAAUAAUAAUAAAAAGAAAAUUACAAAUAUACAAGUAAAGAAUAGAUUAAAAAUCAUAUUAACAAAAAUGUAUCAUAUGACAAGUGUGGAUAUUAAUGAAGUUAUAUACUAUAAAGGUAAAGGAGAAUUAUUAACUGAUCUUAAUUUACAAAAUAUAUUUAUUCUACCAAAACAAAAGAAAGUUAUAUUAUGUUGUUAUAAUGAUGAUUAUAUAGAAGUAAUAAUAAAUGAUGACAACAAAAUUGGCAUGAAAAAAUCAAACAAAAUACAAGAAUUAAUUGACAUUUUAAAAAAAUAUCAUCCUAAUUUUGAACGAAAUAAAAAAAAACAAAAUGAUAUAUUAGAACAAUUUAAUAACAUCAAUGAUAUUUUAUUUAAAUAUGAUUAUAUAAGAGAUGUUAACAAAAAUCAAAUUUAUUAUGAUACAGGUUUCUUUAGAAAUAAUAUUUAUAUACAAUUAAUAAAUCAACCAUUUGAUUUAAAAAUAUAUGGAUCAAAUAUACAAAAAAAGAAAACCAAAGACUAUAUAUUAUAUAUAAUAGAGUUUCAUAAUAUAUGUUAUAAUAAUAUGAAUAAAAAUGGAUUUUUCUUAGAACAUAAAAGAUAUAAUGAAAUGGAAAAUUAUAUACACUUUUUACAAAUUUCCAUGAACAAAAUAAAUAAUUACAAAUUGUGUUUAUAUGACAAAGAAAGGGAUAUAUAUUCCAAUGUUGGUAUUUUGAAUAUAACGGAUUAUUUUGUUAUAAAGGAGUCUUCCUUUUUCGACAAUGAGGAUAUAGGAAAUAUAAAAAAAAAAAAUAUGGAAACUGAUUCUUAUAAUUAUAAUAAUGAUAAUAACUAUGAUGGUAAUUAUGAUAACAAUUAUGAUAACAAUUAUGAUCAGAAUAAUAAUAAAUAUUACAUUAAAAAUUAUAAUCAAGAUGUCAUCAAAAAUGUAUGCUUAAUUAUGGACAAUAAUACAAAUCAAAUAAUCGUCAUAAAGGGAAAGGGAAGCUUUUAUUUUAAUCUACAAAUCGAAAAAGGUAUAUUUAUAGAGAAAAAAGGUCAAAAAUUAAAUGAACUAUUCCCUGAUAUAAAAAACCAUGAACCUAUAUCAUGUAAAAAUAAAAAGAAAAAUACAAUUAUAUUAACAAAAACACAUAUAUUUUUCUACACUAAUAAUAAUGAUAUAUCUUUUUCAACAAAACAUAACUUACCAUUUCCAUAUGACAUCGAUUUUGAUGACCAGUAUAUAUAUGUAAAUGAUUUAUAUCUAAAUAAAAUUGCACGUAUACAAAUUUUAUCGAACAAAGAUAAUAAAACACCUAUUCCAAUUAUUAAUAAUAAACAAAGAAGCAAAAGAAGUAUUAUUAACCAUGGUCAUGAAUCACAACAAAAUAUUCAAAAAACACAUCAAACAUAUGAUCAUUUUACUCCAUUACAUAAGGUGGAAAAAAAAGAAAUAUUACAAAAUAAUAAUAUAGUACAAUUAAAGGAAAAUGAAUUCCCCAUUACAAAUUUAAAAAAUAUAGAAUAUUCAAAAAAUAACAUACCUAAUCAAAAAAUCAGUUCAAAAGAUGACAUAUACAAAAUGAGCGAUUUCCAGGCAUUCAUAAAUAAAUAUGCUAAUUUGAUUACUACUAAUUCAUUUCGUUUGUAUAAUUAUUUUGAGAAGAAAAAAUAUUAUGGCACUCUGAAUUAUUUUAUUAAGAGAGUAUGGUUCAAUAAAGUAGGACCCUCACGAGAAGAAAAUUAUUCAACAGAAAGUAAGAUUGAACAGAAUGACAAAAAUAACAAUAAUAAUAAUAAUAAUAAUAUAAAUAAUAAUUAUAAUUAUAAUUAUAAUGACCUCCACAACAACAACCACAAUAUCAUCCUUAACAGCAAUAAUUAUAAUAAUAAUAAUCAGAGCAGCCGUCAUCAAAAUUUUAUUUAUAGUUAUCACGUCAGUUUGGACGGAAAAAAAAAACAAAGUGAAAACUUACUUACACACUCUUUAAAUAAUUUUAUUCAAUUUUUUCAAAAUAAAAAAAAUUCUAUCCUUAAAAAAGAAAAAGAAAAAAGGAAAAAUAUUCCAUCAUAUAAUAUAAUGUAUAAAAAUAUUAACCACAUAACAAACACAUUAAAUAAAAGAAAACAACAAGAAUUAACAAGUUCGAUUAUAAAGAAAAGAACCAAAAGAAAUGUUCAGGAGAAACGUAUGAGCCAAUCAGCUUAUAAUGAACUUGUUUUAGCAAGUAUCAAAAAAUAUACAAAUAAAGUAGAACCGGCACAUUUCGUAAAUAAUAAACUUGAUUAUUUAAAUUAUAUAACAAAUUUAAAAAGUCCAUUAAAUAUCAGUGUACAAAAUAAUAUCCUAUAUAUUUUAGAUUCUAUAAAAAAUACUUUUUUUAGUUACAAUCUAAUAAAUAAAGAAAUUAAAGAAUUAGAAAAAUACGAUUUUAAUGAUCAUCCAUUAAUUUUAAAAAACCCAUUACAUUUUUCCAUAUACAAUGGUAUAAUAACAGAAUAUACAGAACAUAAAAAUAACUUAGCAUUUGUUACACAAAUUGAUAGUAACGAAAUAAAAGUAAUUGAUUUAAAUAGUAGUAAAAAAUAUAAAAUAAUCAAAGCAAUUAAACUAAGGAAAGGAUAUAAACAUAAUCACAUAAAUUAUGUUAUAGGAAUAAAACAAAAAUUAUUAAUAAUAACAUCACAAAGUCAAAAUAUUGAUCAUUAUAAAAAUAUAAUUUAUCAUUAUCAUUUUAAUUCUUUUGAUCAAUAUUUUAGUAUAUCUUUUAAUUAUACAUUCGCCAAAAAUUAUAAUGCAAAUGAUAAUUUGUAUAUUACUCCUGAUAUAGAUAAAUAUAGUGAUAAUAUAAUAUACUUUUGUUUUCUAAAUUCAAAUAAUAAAUGUACAAAUAUUGAUGAACUAACCAAGUUGUCUAUAUCUCACGAAACUGGAAUAAUAACAGGGAAACUAAAUUAUUUUGGUACCUUUUCCUUAAAAAUAUUUGCAAAAACAUAUUUUCAAUAUAAAAUUAAUACAUACUCAAAUUUAUAUUCUUAUUGUGGUAUUAGUCAAGAAUAUAAUAAAACAAAAUCGACAUGUGAAAGUUGUCCAAUAGGUACGUUUUGGAAUAGCGAAAAAUUAUUAUGUGAAAAUUGUCAAAAAUAUAUUGAAAAUACUUCUACGUUAAAAAAUGGAUCAAAAUUAAAAACAGAUUGCUUAUGUUCCCCAGGAUAUGAAUAUUCUGAUAAAUCAUCCAAAUGUGAAAAAUGUAAACCUGGAUAUUAUAAAAAAAGUGUUGGGAAUUUUAUAUGUAUUAAAGGUUGCCCAAUAAAUGAAAAAAGUAUAACAUAUGGUGCUAAAAGUUAUGCAGAAAUGGAUUGUAAAUGUAUUGAAGGAUAUUAUAGAAAAGAAGAUAAGUGUGUUUUAUGCUUAUCAAAUUAUUAUUGCCCAGGAAAUGAAUUAAUAAAACCAUGCGAUAAAAAUAAAAUAUCGAAAGAAGGAGUUAUACAUAAAAAUGACUGUAUAUGUAAAGAAAAUUAUAUAAAAGAUAAUAAAAAUAAUAAUUGUGUUUAUUGUGCUUCUAUAGCAAAAAUUUUAGGGAAACCAAUUUAUUGUUCUUUAUGUGAUCCAAUUUAUUUUCAUGAAGAUAUUUAUAAAAAUAUAUUUCUACUUCCUAAUAAUAUACAUAAUUAUGGAUUAAUUAAUAAUAUAUAUAAUUAUGAUGAAGAUUUAUCUUUACAAGGAAAUAUUAUGAAAUAUGCAUAUUUUCAUAAAACAACAAAUAUUGAAAGAAAUUUUACACACUAUAUAAAUAUUAAAAAUAUAUAUCAUACAUUUAAUAAUAAUAUUAAUAAUUAUGAUUAUUUAACGAACUCCAAAUUUGCUAUCGAAAUAGAUAUUCCUGAACCAAAAAAAUGUAUUUUUUGUGAUAGUGGAUAUUAUAUAAAAAAAAAAAAAUGUAUUUCUUGUACUACAAAAUAUUGUGAAGGAUUUAAUCAUAAUCCAAAAGCAUGUCCUAAAAAUUCUGUUGUAAAUAAAAUGAAGGCUUCUUCUAUUUUUGAUUGUUCUUGUAAACGUGGAUAUGGAAUAUUAAAUGAAAGAAGAAAUGCAUAUAGUAAUACAAUUACAUGUCAAAUAUGUCCACAAAAUUUCUUUAAACAUAUUAUAUCAGAUGAUUCAUGUUUCCCAUGCCCAUUAUAUACAUAUACUUUAAAUCAAGGAGCAACAUCUAUAUUACAAUGUUUACCAAAAAAAGGAUAUUUCAUUUAUAUGUUUAAAAGUAUUAAUAUAGACUAUUUAAGAUAUAAAUUUGAUAUAAAUACAGAAAAUAGAAUAUAUAAUUAUUUUGAAAAUAAUAAUAAAAUAUUUGAUGAAGAUGUAUAUAACUUCUUUUUAAACAAACAGUAUUCAAAGUUUUUUUAUAAUACAGAAAAUAAAACAAAUACUAAUAAUAAUCAUAAUAAUAAUAAUAAUAAUAAUCAUAAUCAUAAUAAUCAUAAUAAUAAUCAUAAUAAUCAUAAUAAUAAUAACAACAACAAAUAUACAAAAGAUAAUCAUUUCGAUAAUCAAGUGGGAAAUAUAAACAAACAUACUAAUAAUUUACAAAUAAAAAUUACAGAAAAUAUUUAUAAUAUACAAUACUUGGAACAUUUAGGAUUUAUCAAAAAAACUUCAUUGUUCUAUAUUUAUAUGAUACUUUUAAGAAAUAUUGAAGAACGAUAUAAUUUUAAUAUGGAUAAAAUGUUAAAAAUUACCUGUCAUAUAAAUCUUCAUUUAAAAAAAAAUCCACACUUCACUAUUACAUAUAAAAAAAAUUUACAAGAAUGUAUAGACAGUUGCAAAACUAAUAUAUAUUGUACAGGUAUUGAAUUUUCAAGGAAGAGAGUAGAAUAUACUCAAAUAAUCUUAAAAAAUAAUAAAAAAAUUAUACUUGGAUAUUUUAAAUGUAAACAAUUUUAUUUCCAAAAUAUCUAUGAUUAUUCUUCCUAUAAUUUAGAUUCUUAUUUAAAUGAACAUAUAGAAAACCAAAUAAAUAUUAAAAGUACAUUAACAUAUACAAAUUUUAUUAUGAGAAACAAACCAGAUAUUAUUUAUACUUGUUCGAUUGAUAGAGAUCCUAAAUAUUUACUAUAUAAAAAUUACAAACUAGUAGAAUGUGUAAUAGGAAAAUUCUGUCCAGGUAAUAAUACUCCAUAUAUGAUAUCAUGUCCUAUUAAUUCUACAACAAUAAUACCAGCAUCAGAAGAUGUAAAUAAAUGCUUAUGCCUAAAAGGUUAUUCCUAUGUAGGAGUUACAUCUUAUAGGUGUUCUUUAUGCGAUAGGGGAUCUUAUAAAAAUUCAGUAGGUAAUAAUAAAUGUGAUAAUUGUCCCUUAACAUUUUCAACAACACACAGAGGAUCAACAAAUAUUAAGGAUUGCUCUUGUACAUCUGGAAAUUAUCUGACAUUUGAUACCUUGGGAAAUUUUAUACGUACAGAAAAUAUGCAGCAUAAAAAUAUUAGUGAUCAAUAUUUUGUUAUACCCAUAAAACAGGAAUCUCAACCUGAAAAUGAAAUAAAAGAUGAUAAUAAAAAUAUAAAUAUUUAUAAUGCUAAUAAUAUUAAUAACCAUGAUAUAGUUUACAAAACAAAAAUGAUCAAAAUUAAUUUGCAUAAAGAAAAUGAUAAUCACAAUGAUUAUAUGAACAACAUAUUAAAACAAACUAUAGGUUUAUGUAAACCAUGUACUUUGGAAAACCAUUAUUGUGAAGGGGGGUUAGAAUCUGACAUCACUUUUAAUAAUAAACUUAUUAAAGGUAAAUUUCAUACCUUACCAAAAAAAUGCCCAAGGGGAUUAGGUAUUCCAAAUAUAAUUAAAGAAAGAAAUUCAAUAAAUAAUUGUUUGUGUAUACAUGGAAAGGUUCAAAGAACCACAGAAAAUAAAAACGUGGAAUGUUUCCCAUGCCCUCCUAACACAUUCAAAGAAAAUGAAUAUGAUAACAGUUGUUCAGGUGCUUGUCCUCCAUUUUCCACUACGUUUGUUGGUUCAUCUUAUGAAAAUCAGUGCUUUUGUAAAAAUAAUUAUUAUCUUGUAUCUACGGAUGAUGAAAAUGAUACCAAUGGAAACAGCAUCAACAAUAACAAAAAUAUCUACAAUAAUAACAACAUCUACAAUAAUAACAACAACAACAACAAUAAUAAUAAUAACAAUUUUAAUAAUAAGAGUGAUGUAAAAAAGAAGAGUUGUAAAAUAUGUCCCAUAGGGGCUAUAUGUAAUAGAGGAUUUAAUAUAUAUAUAUAUCUAAAACUAUUAAAUGAUAGAUCAUAUAAUAAUAUAAAUGUAAUAGAUCAUGAAACACCUUUCCCUAAAUAUGGAUAUUAUGCAGUAUACAGAGAAAAAACAAAUCCAACCAAAUCAUGGGACACAUUAGAUGAUAGCGCAAUUUUAAAUUAUGUUUAUCCUUAUCACAAAUUGCUCUUAUUUAUUCAAAAAAAUAUACAAAAGGGAAAUUAUUUCUUUUUAGAAAAAGGGAAUAAAUUUUUUCUUAAUGAUGAUUUUGUGGAAAAAAUGAAUGAAAAGAGCAAAUAUGAAGAAGAAAAUGCAAAUAAAUUUGUAACGAAAAGUGAAAUAAUACAUAAUGUCAAUACAAAUAAUCUAAAAGGAAAACAUAACACACUUAAUAAUAAUAAUAAUAAUAAUAAUAUUAAUAAAAGUUCAUCCUUUUUGAACCAAAAUAAUUACAAUAAUGAUAUUAUUCAAUUAUCCAGUUAUGAAAAUAAUCCAUUUAAAAAUUUGUCCUCAACAUCUGAAGUUUCAUCAAAUAAUAAUGUUAUUUCCUUUAUACAAAAUAAUGAUAAGACAAAUAAUUCAACAAACGAUAAUAAUAUAGAAAAUCUUGUUGAUAUUUUUAAUAAAUAUGUUCAGGAAGCUAAAGAAUUACAAAUACAAAAUAGAAAAUUUGAAAGGAUACCAGAUAUACAUCCAUGUACUAUUCCAAACAGAUGUCUUGGUACCUUAAUAAAUUUGUGUUCAGAUGGUUCAACAGGAUAUCAAUGUAAUAAUUGUUCAAAAAAUUAUGACAUGUCUUAUUUUAAAUCUAAAUGUAAAAAGUGUCAAAAUUUAUUCUAUGAAAUAUUACAUUUCAUAUUACUAAAAUUAUUAUAUUAUAUAAUUGUUAUAUUUAUAUGUUCCCUUAAUGGUAAUAUUUUAAAUAAAUUACAUGUUAGUGGAAUAUUAAUGAGAAUAUGGUUAAAUUGCUCUUUUACUUUUAUAGCUUACGGAUUUUUUAUUCCUAACAUGAAUUCAUUUAUUUCGAAAUAUUGGUAUCUAUAUAAAACAGCUUUUUCUUACCAUAUGAAAAUUUUUGCUUACUACCUAAGGGUACAAUGUCUUCUUAAUUCGUUAAAUAUUAAUUUGUCAUAUAAUCAAAUGUGGUAUAUACAAAAAUAUAUGAAUAUAUGUACACCUAUAUUUGAUUCUAUAUUUAUAACCAUCUUAUUGUUUGCCGUAAUACAUAUAUACAAAUUCUUUUUUUACAAAAAGAAUAUAGAUAUAUUCGAACAAUUGUUGUGUACUAUUCCUGAGUUAAAUACAUUAUAUAAAAAGAAUUGUAUAGAUAAUAUUCAUAAAGUGAAAAAUAAAAAAUUCGCAAAUAAAGUUGAGAGUUUUGAAGAAAAUGAAAAUCAAAAUAAAGAGAAAAAAAAUAAAAAAAACAUAAAGAGAAAGAACAAAGCUAAAAAUAAACAUAAUAAUGAUAAUAAUGAUAAUAAUGAUGAUAAUGAUAAUAAUAAUGAUAAUAAUAAUGAUAAUAAUAAAAUUAAUAUUAAUUCUAAGGAUGAACAUAUAAACCAUUUUGAAAAAUGCUCAAGCAUUACAACCAUACUAAAUAAUUUAGAACUAAACAACGAAGAAAAAAAUAAGGAAAGUAAGAAAAAAAAAAUAUUCGACAUAAAGAAAAAAACAUCCAUAGAAAAUAUUAAGGAAAAUGAAACAAACCAUUUGUGGAAUGAUACACAUAAUAAUGUAAAAAACAAAGAAUCCAAUAUAAACACAACAAAUAUAAGUAAUAACAUAAAUUAUGAAUUAAAAUAUAUUAAAAAUAAAGAGUGGUAUAAUAUAUUCUUAAAUAAAACUAUUCAAUAUAUAUAUAAAGAAAAAAAAAUAUUUGGAUUAUGGCAUUUCAUAUUUACAAAAAAUGAUAACUGGUUUAAAAACAUGGGAACAUUUUUAAAUGAUACACUUCCUUGUUAUGUAUUAAUAAUGAUAUUAUCGAUACCAUAUAUACUUUUAGAACUUGUACAAUUAACGUAUUGUACACCUAUUAAAUAUAAAACACAAAAAACAUAUUUUUAUUUAACAUAUCUUAUUACACAGAAAUGUAGUUUAUCGUCUAAAUUAUUUAUAACAGGAUUAAUUGUGACUAUUACAAUGUUUGCUUUAUAUAUAUUCCUAUGGAUUCUUUUAUUAUAUUUAUAUUCAAAAAGAAAAAGAUUGAAUUUGUUCGAUUUAUUAACAACCAAUUUAUUAUCAGGUUUUAGAAAAGGAAAAGGUAUAUUUGAAUUGAUAUUUUUAUUAAAACAUAUUUUAAUCGUAUUAUUAAUAUGUUUUAAUAUAUAUUAUGGAUUAUAUUAUAUUGUUUUUCUUACAUUAAUAUUAAUUACGUUUGCUAUUCUAGAAAUUUUAUCAAAUCCAUAUGAUAAGAGAUCAUUUAAUAUACUUAAUAAAUCAUUAAAUAUCGGAAAUGUAUUAAAUAUAUUUUUCCCUUUAAUUAUUUGGGGAAGCUUUUAUUGGACAUACGAAAAUUUUUUUAUAUUUCCUAUAUUUGUUAUAUAUGCUUAUCACAUUUAUAUGUUUUAUCAUAUAGUUAAAGAAUUUACACUAUCCAUACAUUUUAUAAAAACAGAAAAUAUUGUUAAUAUUCAAACCAUUGGAUAUGAUCCAGAAAAUAUAAAAAAUAAAAAUUAUAAAAUAUAUUAUAAAGUUAUGAACAAAAUUAAAUACUUCCUUAAUAAAAAUCAGAAGAAAAAUAUUUCAAAUAUCAAUGAAAAUAAAGACAAACAUUUGAAUAAAAAUAAUAAUUCAAAAGAUCACGUCAAAUUUGAACCAAUUGAAAAUAUUAUAAAAAGAUAUAAUCUUAAAUUAAAUAAAGGUAUACUCAAAGAUGCAAAUAACAAUAAUAAUAAUAAUAAUAUUAAGAAUAUGAGCGAUCAGGUGGAGGAUAAUAAAAAGGAUAUAUUAUUUAUUAAGAAAAAUGUUUUACCUGUUAAUGUACAUAAUGUGGCUUCUAUUUGGUAUGAUGAACAGAAUGAAGAUUUAUUAUUUCAGAUGCCAUACCAAAAUAAAUUCUGUCUGAAUAUGAAUAAUGAAGCGAAUGAAAAUAAUGAUCAGAUAAAUGAUCUAACUAAAGAUAAAACAAGUGAAGAAGAAAAUAAUAAUGAUCAUGUAAAUGAUCCAACGAAAGAUCAAACAAAUGAUGAAAAAAAAAAAAAUAAAAAUAAAAAAAAUAAAAAUAAUAAUAAUAAUGAAAAUAACUGUCAUUCAAAUGAUAAUAGCAAUAAUAAUAAUAAUAAAGAGGUACACAAAAAUGAUGAUAAUAUAAAUCAUAACAACAUAAAUAAUCAUAAUAAGAGCUCUAAUAUUUCUACUACAAACAAGAAAAACUACUUUAAUAAAUUCUCAGAUUAUAUAAUUGAUAAACGAAAUAAAAAAAGCAUUAAAUAUUUUAUUACAUCUCUUAUGGAAGUUAUUGAAAAGUUUUUAGAUUCUUCCACUCACGGUUUUAUUUACGAAAAUUGGUUCGAUUUUACUAUCCGUUUUGCAUUCGUAUAUAUAUCGUGGAUCAAAAAAUGCAACAAAAAAAAUAAUAUUAUGUUGCCUAUGAAUAUACAACAAUUACAUAUUCAUAUGGACCUUUUUAUAUUUACACCUAUAUUUCCAAAAAAUAAUUCUACUUGUAUAAAUGAACAAAAUAUACAAAAUUACUCCAAAAAAAAAAAAAUAUAUAAUAAAAUAAAUAUGUAUGAUGAAAAAAUAGAGACUGGUGAACUACUUGAAAAACAUAAUAGUUUUGAAAAUACAGAAAUAAAAAUUAGCCGCAGUUUUGGAUCACACAAUUAUAUGCCAAACAUAAAAAAUAGGAAAAACAAUUAUGAUAAAAAAGAAGAUAUUACUUCUAUAAAUGAUAUAAAUGUAGAUAUUAUAAAACAAGAUGAUCAAAAGGAAGAUUCAAACAUCAAUCAUCUUAUAAAUGAACACAAUCAAAAAGAACCUUCUCAACAUAUAUACAAUAUUAACGACAAAAAUAUUAUGGACUAUAAUAUAGAUGAAAAUAUCUCUAAAAAUAAUGAAAAAGAAAAACAUAUUAAAAUACCCCCAAAAAAUAUUUCCAUAACGCAAAAAGAAUAUUAUAAUAAUAAUGAUAUUUUUAAUUAUUCUUUAGAUAUUUUUUCAUCAGAAAUGUUUAAUGAAAAAAUGUUUCAUAGUAUCAUAUCAUUAUUCGAAUUAUAUAUGGCUAUAAAAACAUUAAAAUUAAUGAACCCACAUAUUUUUAAUAAACUAUAUCAAAUGUAUAAUAAAAAAAUUAUAACUUUCGAUACUAGUGUUAUGUUUUAUAUUAAUAAACUCAGAGAUGAUAUAAAAUCAGAAAUUGAGCAAAUCGAUAAAGAAAUAAAUACAGGAGAUACAACAGAAAAAGAAAGAAUUCAAAAUUAUUAUUAUUACAAAGAAGAAUUAUUUAAAAGAAAAAAAUUAGAAGAAGAAUUAUUAUCUAAAAUUAAAAGUCUUGAAGAAUGUAUUGAAGUAAACAAACGAUCACAAUCGUUAAGAAAUAUGUUAUUAACAAAAAAGAAAAAAAACAAUAAUCUAAAUAAUGAAAAUCUAGAGGAACAUAUAAAUUAUAUCUUUUCCCAUCUACAUAAUGAAGGUACAUAUAAAUUAAAUCAUUCUCAAAAUAUGGACAAAAAAAAUUAA
Plasmodium falciparum 3D7 is the source of this 17721-nucleotide messenger RNA. RefSeq names its product cysteine repeat modular protein 4 (gene CRMP4). NCBI's taxonomy places the organism in Eukaryota, Apicomplexa, Aconoidasida, Haemosporida, Plasmodiidae. Gene Ontology annotation, biological process: mRNA processing; protein ubiquitination. The record is from RefSeq and is a predicted model, not a curated record. The transcript is spliced from 2 exons. Gene Ontology annotation, molecular function: ubiquitin protein ligase activity. Bases 1 to 17721 code for a protein of 5906 amino acids.